Sipha flava (yellow sugarcane aphid) is the source of this 2785-nucleotide messenger RNA. RefSeq lists its product as uncharacterized. Bases 112 to 1662 code for a protein of 516 amino acids. The record is from RefSeq and is a predicted model, not a curated record. Lineage: Eukaryota; Metazoa; Arthropoda; Insecta; Hemiptera; Aphididae. Gene Ontology annotation, molecular function: protein dimerization activity; DNA binding. The transcript has 5 exons.
UUUUUUUUUAAACAUAUUGCUAAUAAUUCAGAUCGUUUUUUUUUUAAACAUAUCGCUAAUAAUUCAGAUCAUAACCGCCAAGUUUGCAGUUUCGAUAUUCGAUUCAUUAAAAUGUCGUCGAAAAAUAAAAGUGUGCUCUGGAAUUUUUAUGACAAAUCCACCGACGGCGGCGUUUGUAAAUUGUGCAAACAAAAUGUCAAAACCAGUGGCAAUACUACAAACUUGAAAAACCAUAUUAAACGCAAACAUCCGUCUAUCAAUGUUGACAAGAUGUCUAAGAUGUCCAGACAUUCAAUUUCCAUGCAUUCUACAACUACAAGCAUCCAUGAAACAGACGAAAAUGUUGUUUCUCGUCCUCGAUCUUCGAUCAGUACCAGUUCAUGCCAAUCUUCUAAUUCUAAAAGUGUCGAUGUUGGUUCUGAGUGUUCUGCUUCUGAGUUUUCUGAUUCUGUUUUAAGUGUAUCAACACCUUCACUAUCAGUGUGUAGCUCUCAGAGUCUGAAGCAGCCGAAAAUUUACGAUUCAUUCUCAGAUAUUAGAUCGUAUGAUGUUAGAGGUUCCAAAUCCCAAGCAAUCACUGAUGCAAUUGUAUAUAUGAUAGCCAAAGACAAUAUGCCUUUAUCGACCACUGAAAAACCUGUGAAAUCUAAAUUAGUAAGUAUUCAGUUUAUGUCUAUUACUGCUGAUAUUUGGACAGAUGUAAUAAAUACCAAUAGUUUCCUGGAACUUGCCGAUACCCAUACUUCGAGUCAUAUAAGUGAGUGGUUUGAAAAACUGCUUACAGAAUGGAGGAUCUGUAAGGAUCAAGUAGUAACUGUUGUUACCGAUAAUGGUGCAAAUAUAUUGGCAGCUGUAAAAACCACAUUUGACACUCAUAAACAUUUACCAUGUUUUGCGCAUACUUUAAACCUUAUUGAUCGUUUUUUAUUAUGUUCGAACCAUAUUGCGUCAAUAUUAAUAAACAAUCCUCAAGGACCUUCAAUGUUAUCUGCAACAGAUAUCGAUAUUGCCAGGGAAAUAAAUCUUGUCCUUAAGCCUUUUGAAGUGGCAACCAGAGAAUUAUGUGGGGAGAAUUAUAUUACCGGCAGCACUGUAAUUCCCUUGAUUCACUGCCUCAUAAAAAAAUGCGAACAAAUAAAUGUUAUUAAUCCUAUUGCUUUACAAUUAAAAUCUGCCCUGUUGGACAAUUUAAAUCGAUGGUUCGGUAGGAUGGAGGAAAUACAAAAUCUCACAAUUGCUACCAUUUUAGACCCUAGGUUUAAAACGCUACAUUCUAAUAACCCAUUAGCAUCCUCUAAAGCUAUUCGCACAAUUCGCCUGAAACUUGCAGAUUUAAAAACUAAUUCUAGUAGGUCAAAUAAAGAGUCUAGUGAUGAUGAUACCGAAACGGCUGAUAGUUUGUGGUCUUUUCAUAACGAAUUGGUCUCAAAAAAAGCCUCGGAAAAUUCUGAAGACAACAAUGAGCGCAUGCCAACUGAUUUGAAACAUUUUUUGAAUCAACCAACAAUACCUAUACAUGAAAAUAUUAUUAAAUUUUGGGAUGUCCAUAAAAUGAUGUAUCCUAACAUAGCUAAAAUAGCUCAGCCUUACUUGUCACUUUUCGCAACAUCAGUUCCUUCUGAACGAUUAUUUUCCAAGGCAGGUAAUAAUAAUGAAUGCUAAAAGAAAUAGAUUAAGUGGGGAAAAAUUGCAGCAACUUUUAUUUUUAAGUUCACUAAAUUUAGAUGACUGGCAUUUAAAAUGAUGAGUUUAUUGUAAAUAUGUUGUAAUUAUUUUGUAUAAAUUAUUUGUAAAUAUGUAUAUCUGUACUGCCUACAGUUUUGUAUAUAAUAUAUAAUGAUUGUUCGCGCCAUAAGCCGCGAAAUAAAUGUAACGUGUUGUAAUUCGUCUGUAUUGUGUUAUCAUUUUCGUGCGAUGUGUAGCGGUGCGUUGCGUGUCCGCAGCCAUCGUCGGCGGUGGUGAUAAGCCUCCGUGUGCGACCGGCCGGGCACGUAAUCGCGCUGUUAUCGUCGCGCGUAAAUGUUCGUUGUUCCACGUUUUCUUCAUAUUGUCGGUUAUGUUUUUGUAAAAGUAAAAGUCAUGUUCUCAGUGCCAAAGUUUCGUAAGUUCUCGUGUAUUUUUGGUUUAGUGUGGUGGCACUGAGACAUUUAUCUUCGUUGUGGUGUCCGACGGCAUAGCUUUCGUGGUGAAUGUCGUCGGCACCGUCGCUCUCUCGUUUUUGUGUCUUCGUGGUGUGCACAUCUAAUUUCAUUUUUGUCAAGUCCGUACGUCCGCAGCCAUUUUCAUUCAAACCACGUUUUUUUGUGUAGUGUCAUUUUCUUUUUGUGAAUAACGUGGUUUUCAUUCAUUGUGUCAUCGUCCAGGGCUGUGGAUCGUUGCAGUUUUUUCGUUGGUGACUGUGCUUGAGUGGUCGCACGUACCAAUUCUGUGAUUUAUUUUUUAUUGAUACACUGCGGUGUGCCGUCAUAGGCAAUUGUUUAAUCACAGGGUUGGUGCGGUCGCGUGGAUGGAAUCAACCAUUUCAACAUAGUCACAAGUGAGUAUUGGUCGACCAUAUUUGUUCAUUUGUGGUUAAAGGCCGACGGGCCUAGCCGUCGUAGGCACGUUAUUUAUUAUUAUAUAUAUAGAGCUCUUGUAUUGCCGCCAUAGGCACAUAUUUAUUGUAUCACUGCGGUAUGCCGUCGUAGGCAAAUUAUUAUAAAAUUCUUAUUUCGUGUGUGCCAUGUGGGCCACACAUUUUAUUUAGUUAUUUAUUUCUUAUUAUUUGCGCGCCGUGUUGGGCCAA